Messenger RNA from Vicugna pacos (alpaca), 514 nucleotides. RefSeq names its product olfactory receptor 51I2-like. The record is from RefSeq and is a predicted model, not a curated record. NCBI's taxonomy places the organism in Eukaryota, Metazoa, Chordata, Mammalia, Artiodactyla, Camelidae. Gene Ontology annotation, molecular function: olfactory receptor activity; G protein-coupled receptor activity. Gene Ontology annotation, biological process: G protein-coupled receptor signaling pathway. Gene Ontology annotation, cellular component: plasma membrane.
UCCUCUCCCCUUUCUCUUUAAGAGGCUGCCUACCUGCAGAUCCAAUGUCCUUUCCCACUCUUACUGCCUUCACCCGGACAUAAUAAAGCUGGCCUGUGCUGAUAUCACUAUCAACAGCAUCUAUGGACUCUUUGUUCUCAUAUCCACCUUUGGCAUGGACCUCUUAUGUAUCUUCCUCUCCUAUGUGCUCAUUCUGCGCUCGGUCAUGGCCAUCGCUUCUUGUGAAGAACGCCUCAAAGCUCUCAACACAUGUGUGUCACAUAUCUUGGCUGUACUUGCGUUUUAUGUGCCAAUGAUCGGGGUCUCCACAGUGCACCGCUUUGGGAAAAAUGCCCCACGCUACAUACAUGUCCUCUUGUCCAAUGUCUACCUCUUUGUACCUCCUGUGCUCAACCCUCUCAUUUAUAGCGUCAAGACCAAGGAGAUCCGCCGAGCCAUUGUCCGCAUGUUUCAUCGCAUCAAAAUGUGACUUCACAUUUGGCUUAUAAUCUGUUGGUUACUGUAGCCAUAGGCU